Messenger RNA from Aegilops tauschii subsp. strangulata, 2928 nucleotides. Its product is annotated as transcription factor bHLH157. NCBI's taxonomy places the organism in Eukaryota, Viridiplantae, Streptophyta, Magnoliopsida, Poales, Poaceae. The record is from RefSeq and is a predicted model, not a curated record. Gene Ontology annotation, molecular function: DNA-binding transcription factor activity; protein dimerization activity. Gene Ontology annotation, biological process: regulation of DNA-templated transcription.
GCCGAGCAAAGCUGCUGGAUCAUUCCUCCACCACCUCCCCACUUGUUAAAAGGCUCCGCCGCUCCGCCCCCGCCUCUCUCCUCGCUCCCGCUAUUUAUCGGACGGCACCCUCCGCGCUUAAACCCCUCGCGCUCCGCCCACUCCACCACACCGCCCUCCUCCCUCCGCCCCGCCCGCGCCGGCGUACGUCCUGCUGCUGCGCGCGCGCUCUAGCCUCGGCCCCUCCCUCGGUCCAUGGCGGAGGCACUGGGAGCGCUGUGCCGCGGCGGAGGCUGGUCCUACGCGGCCAUCUGGCGCUCCGACCGUCGCGACCCACGUUUGCUAACGAUUGGAGAGUGCCACUGCGAAGAUGAAGCCCGAAAAGUUGUUGAGAAUAUGCUUAAUCAAGUCCAUGUUGUUGGAGAAGGCAUCAUAGGGUCAGCUCUAGUAAGUGGGAAGUGCCAAUGGAUUUCCGAUGAUGAUUCCUUUAGUUUGGUUCAGACAUGCAACGCAGAAAACCUAGGCUUAUUUCAGGGCUAUACUUGGUGGCAACAUCAGUUCAUGAGCGGAAUAAAGACUAUUGCAGUAGUACCUAUCCCGGCGCUCGGCGUGGCGCAGUUUGGCUCGGUGCAAAAGGUAUCUGAGAACUUAGAGUUUCUGGAACAUGUUAAAGGCACACUUUGUCGAAGGGAAAGCAUCUUAUGGGAUCCUUCAACCAAACAUAUUCAUGGAGAUGCUCUCCCUCAUAAUACCCGAUUUCAACUCAAUUCUCUUAGCACAAAGCGUCUUAUGCAUAUCAAAGAUGACCCAGAAAACAUGAAACUUCUUGAGAACAUAGUAGGCAUAGAAUCUCUAGGGAGUUUAGUAAGUACUUCAAGCAGUUACUCUCCGAGCUCUUCAAAUGGUUUCACUUCCUACGGAAGUUUCAACGGUCGAAAUCCUCCUCAUAUAGUGGCCAUGCCUGUGAACUCCAAGUCAAUAAAUGCAGUCAGGUUAUUUCAUAAUGGCAGCAAUUUGAUGCAGCACAAUAGUGGUUCAGAAAAUCCAUUACAGCUUCGAUCUGCUAAACAGCCUGAUUCUAGUUUAGCAAGUGCAACCACAUCCUAUUCCAGUUUAAACAAUCUUCCUAGAAUAGAGCAUGAGCUGUCAUGCACACCCAACAAUCUAGGAUACCACCUUCAAAGUGAAGAUUCAUCUAGUUACCGUAACUCAUUCUCAGCUUGUUUUUCUGUGGGUGAUGAGCUCAAACCCAUGUUAUUUGACAACAACAACAACAACAACAACAACUCUCCUGUUCGAAGUAACCCAAUGCAUGAGGUCGAUACUACCGGAUUUACUUCACAGGCUAAUUGUGCAGUCUAUGAGUUGCCAAAUGAAAUAUUGGUCGAACCAACUGUGGGGACGGUAAGCACUCGCGGAAAAGUUAGCAAUGGAAAUACCAGUUUGCUAGAAAGCACGGUAUUCGAUCCCCUCAUACAUGAUUGGUGGGAUAACAGUGUCCUACUAGCAGAAAACAUUCCAGAUUUCGGUGCCACUACCACAUCCUCUGCGACAGAACAGGCAAAUAGUGAUCCACUAUCAGUUGAAGGCAGGGGAUUGUUUUCAGAAUCUGUCCUUGAAGAACUGCUUGGUGCUAGUGGUAAUGUGAGUACAGAUACAGCAUGUGGCUCUGUUGUCUCUAGCACUGGUCCAUUAGCUGGUUGUUUCUCAGGCUGUGAAUUACCAGGGUACACCAUCCACCAAGACUCCUCUUACUCGGCAUGCAAGGAACAAGUACCACCAUUGAACUUCCCUUCCAGCAGCUAUACAUCUGAAAAUGUACCAAGUGGAGCAUCAAAGGCAAUACCAGUGUCCCUGGCCAAUUUAUCUAUGGAUGACAGUUGCAGUCUGCACACUGCAAAUUCCAAGGUCGGGCAGGUAACAAAUCCUGAGGGAGUAAAGGUUAUAAAGAAAAGAGCUAGACCAGGUGAGAGCACGCGGCCAAGACCGAAGGACCGGCAGCAGAUACAAGAUCGCGUCAAGGAAUUGCGUGAGAUAGUCCCAAACAGUGCAAAGUGUAGCAUUGAUGCUUUGUUGGACCGGACAAUCAAGCAUAUGAUCUUUCUGCAAGGUGUAACUAAGUAUGCAGAGAAAAUUAAGCAAGCCGAUGAACCCAAGAUGAUAAGCAAAGAUAGUGGUGCCGUCUUGAAGGAUAACUCAAGCGGUGUUGUCUUGAAAGAUAACUCUAGUGCUGCAAGCAAUGGUGGCGCCACGUGGGCCUAUGAAGUUGCAGGACAGACCAUGGUGUGCCCAAUAAUUGUCGAGGAUCUUUCACCGCCCGGUCAGAUGCUUGUGGAGAUGCUAUGUGAGGAACGUGGCUUUUUCCUAGAGAUAGCAGACACCAUCCGCAGGUUUGGACUGACAAUCUUGAAGGGGCUGAUGGAGCUCCGUGAUGGCAAGAUAAUGGCACGAUUCCUCGUCGAGGCAAACAAGAACGUGACUAGGAUGGACAUAUUUUUGUCACUUGUUCAGCUGCUACAACAAAAUAGCCACAACAGAUCUUCUGACCAGCUAGCUAAGGUCAUUAGCAGUGGGGUUCGAUCUUUCGCGGAGCAUCAGCAAUCUCCAAUGUUGAUUCCAGUUGGACUUGCUGAGAGAUGACAGUGAACACAAAAAUUUGGAGAAGAUCAUAUUGGGGAGGACCAACUGGAGACAUUCAGAGUGUUGACCGGUGCUUGAUGUUGAUUGGCAGGCGUUAAUAGGAGUACUGGUGUAAGAUGUAGCGGAUGUGCAUUGUGUCAUGAAGAAAAGUUUCAGUUACUAGUGCUUAUCAGGAGCUAUACAAGUUCUUUUCCUUUUUUGAAUUUUUUGUACAAGUCCUUAUGUAACCAGUUUAGGAACGUCAUGUUAGUUGUUUCUUGUUUGUAAUUGAAACGCUUGUGUGAAUGUACGUUAUCUGUUGUGUGUGUA